Amborella trichopoda is the source of this 1147-nucleotide messenger RNA. NCBI's taxonomy places the organism in Eukaryota, Viridiplantae, Streptophyta, Magnoliopsida, Amborellales, Amborellaceae. The record is from RefSeq and is a predicted model, not a curated record.
GCUUCCUAAGAAGUUUGAUCUUCCUGGCCCUCUGCCCAAUUUCCAUAUACAUACCAGACCCCAGCAAGCUAUUAGCCUCUUUUCUCCACUGUACUACCUGUAACUCUCACUCUUCGUCUCGCUCUCUUUUUCUCUAAUACUACCAGAUAUGAUGGCCUCAAAUCCCACAACUACAACCACAUCAAGUGGGGCAUCAGCUUCAACUUUGUUGCAAAAUUCAGGCUCAGAGGAGGAUCUCCAAAAUGUCAUGGAUCAAAGAAAAUUGAAGAGGAUGAGAUCGAACAGAGAAUCGGCGAGGCGUUCGAGGCAGCGGAAACAGAAGCACGUUGAUGAUCUCAUAGCACAAGUGGGUUUUCUUAGAAAGGAAAAUAGCCAGAUCCUCUCUAGACUAAACAUCACAACUCAACACUAUUUGAAGCUUCAAUCUGAGAAUUUAACACUGAGAUCUGAGGUCCUGGACUUAACAGCAAAGUUACACUCUCUAACCAAUACUCUCCAUUACAUUGAAGAAAUCAGUGGCCUUGUAAUGGACAUACCUCAGAUUCCUGACCCCUUGCUAAAACCAUGGCAACUUCCUUGCAUUAAUCAACCCAUCAUGGCUUCAGCUGAUAUGUUUCAGUAUUGAUAAACCCCAAGAAAAGGGGGGAAAGGGAGGGGGGGAGAGCAAUUAUGUUGGGUCUUUUAGUAUAUUAGAGUGGUGUGUUAUGCAGGUUAUGUUGUGUCAUUGGUUUGCAAGUGGGGGGUCUACAUGAGUCUUGAUAUGGUUUUCUUGUAUGUGGGUGGGAAGAGAGAAAGGAAAAAUAAAAAAGGAUUAAAUAUUUUUAUUAUCAGUGUAUAUGCCAAUGGUCUCUUGUGGAGUUUUGAAUAUAUAAUUAUGCAGUCUUUGGUGGGAUGAGAGAGAUACAAAAUGGAUUAAAAUUCUCCAAGUGGUUUGUUCUUGCAGGUCUUGUGUGGCUGUUUUGUGGAGCUUAGUAGAGAGAGACAAAGGGAGAGAGAGAGACACACAAAGGGGUUUGAUGGAAGUGAAUGAGCCAUGCCAUGUGUGUGAUAAAUCAAAUGCAUGUGUAGAGUAUUCUGGGGCUCAUUAUAUACAUCAUGAAAAUUGUCUCUUUUCCUUAUUUAAACAAUAAAAAAUAAUAUUUAGGAA